AAAAGCCUUGAAGGCCCUGAUGGUCCACCACUGCUAGAAUGAGUCCAAUUUCCAACAGUCAACUCUGUAUGCCUUGUGUCCGGUCUGUCUGGGCCUUAAAAACACUUAAACUCAGUUUCAGUUACAGAUCAAAACAAGAAAAACUACGUUUUCAUCAAUCAGACGAUGUCGUGGAGUUCUGCUCAGCAGUACUGCAGAGAAAACUACAAGGACUUGGCGAUGGUUGAGAACCAGGAAGAAAACACGGAGGCCAAGAACGCUAAACCAUCCAGUGAUUUAGUCUGGAUUGGUCUGUAUCGAGAGCCCUGGACCUGGUCUGAUGGAAGCAAGAGCUCCUUCAGAAACUGGUUACCAAACACUGGCUUAAACAACAUCGAUAAAAACCAACACUGUAUUACUGAGAAUCCCCAGCAUCAAUGGGCUGAUGAGUUCUGUAACAUCCCAUGGGUCUUUGUCUGCCAUCAAGAUUCAAAGAAGAAGACCACUUUGAGGAUGAAAUUCAGCUCUGAUGCUGACCUGACAGACCCAAAAGUCAACGCCCAGAUCCUGCAGCAGGUAGAUUUCUGA
This is a messenger RNA of Oryzias latipes (Japanese medaka), 567 nucleotides long. NCBI's taxonomy places the organism in Eukaryota, Metazoa, Chordata, Actinopteri, Beloniformes, Adrianichthyidae. The record is from RefSeq and is a predicted model, not a curated record.